UCGUUAAAGCCCAUCGAGGCCGUCCAUCACCCAUGGCCACCCGUCACGAUCAACUACAUAUGUCGGCCGGUACACGUUCGUCCCCAUCCCCCACCUCCACCGCCACUGCCGCCGCGCAACUCGCCGCCCAUGUCCUCUCUGGUUCCAUAAAUAACAGAACCCGGCUUCGCCUUCUUUAUCUCUUCAACGGCACCGUCUCUCCGAAACCGUUUCGCCAUCGUCCACCGAUGUCUUUGCGCAGCGACUACGAACAACCCCAAACCCUAGCGGCGUUCUCUCCUCGAUCCGUCACCUACUGCUGCGGAUCUUGUGGGUACGCGUUGAAUCUGAGCUCUUCCGAUCGGGACACCGCCAACAUCGGUUCCAAGUACAGGAAAUCCGCCAAGAAGGGCAUCGUUUCCUUCGUUGCCGUGGACGAGAGCCGGUUCUCGCAGGUCGAGGAGCUCCGUUGCUGGCCCUACUUCGAGUCGAGGCAUUCGUGGGGGUUGCUGAGGAGGAAGACCAAGUUGUCCUGUCGAAAGUGCAAGAACUUCGUUGGCGUCGGACAUUACGACGGCGCCUCCACACAGGCUGGGUCCGAUAGCUCCGUCUCGGGUUCCGGUAACGGCGAGGCGCCGAAGAAGUACUUCAUCAAGAUUAGCGCGCUGCAGCCGCUGGCGUGCGAUGACUGAGGCGUUCCUCUCUCCAGGUGAUGUUUGCUGCCAUGCCGACAUCGGACUCGCUCCUUGAUUUCGUGCAUAUGCUUGUGUGAGAAAGAAGGUGUCAUAUGUCGGGAUCCGGAACACGGUUGUACAAGAUAAUUGGACCCAAAAAAAUGAUGCCUUUGAUCUGUUUGUAGUUUUGCCUCUAAGAGUAAAGCGUGUAAUGUGUGAAUAAGAUGGUACCGAACGAAAGUUGUUGGUGAUUUUUG
This is a messenger RNA of Musa acuminata subsp. malaccensis (wild Malaysian banana), 910 nucleotides long. RefSeq lists its product as uncharacterized. NCBI's taxonomy places the organism in Eukaryota, Viridiplantae, Streptophyta, Magnoliopsida, Zingiberales, Musaceae. The record is from RefSeq and is a predicted model, not a curated record.